Messenger RNA from Pelmatolapia mariae (spotted tilapia), 4022 nucleotides. RefSeq names its product ubiquitin specific peptidase 38 (gene usp38). The transcript has 11 exons. The record is from RefSeq and is a predicted model, not a curated record. Bases 265 to 3363 code for a protein of 1032 amino acids. Gene Ontology annotation, biological process: protein deubiquitination; ubiquitin-dependent protein catabolic process. Gene Ontology annotation, molecular function: cysteine-type deubiquitinase activity. Gene Ontology annotation, cellular component: cytosol; nucleus. NCBI's taxonomy places the organism in Eukaryota, Metazoa, Chordata, Actinopteri, Cichliformes, Cichlidae.
ACACGACUGACCGUUACACAAACGUAACAAAAGCGGAACAGGCAAAGUUAAGAGAAAAAUAGCUUCACCCCCAAGGGUCCUACCACUGUCUCUGUCCAUAGGAAUGACGUCGCUGUACGGUUAAUCAGCUGUUUCCGAGCGAGGAAAUGAACCAAAAUAAAUACACAUAAAACUGUUUUAUCUCUCUGAAGACAUUUAGCUCUGACCGACGGCAGAAGCUACUCUGGUCGGACGCUGUUGACAUGCUUUAUUUGGAUCGACAUCAUGGACAAGAUUUUGGAGGGCUUGGUGAGCUCCAAUCACUCUGUUCCAGUGAAGAAGGCCAUUGUGAAGAAGGUAGUGGAAGCAGCUGAGAGAGAAGUGACAGAGGAUCAGUGUCAGGCACUAUUCACACUCACCACCCGCCUCAUCUUGCUCGGUGAAGAUGCCUUCCAGAAGCAAAUUGGCUCCCAGGUUCUUGAAGCCUAUGCACGCUACCAUCGCCCAGAGUUUGAGCGUUUCUUCAGCAAAGACUUCGUCCUCAGUCUGCUCCAGCAGGGCUACAGCCAGCUGGACCGCAAAGACCCCGCCAUAGUAGAAUACAUUCACUGCUGCCUGCGGCUGCUCAUCAGCUGCCCCUCGGUGCUGGAGAUUUUUAGUGUGAUCCAGGUGGAGGUUUUAAGGAUGGUGUGUGAACGACCUGAUCCCGCUUUCUGUGCCCGCCUGAGCACUUUGCUGUCAGACUUUGUGCAGUGCAUCCCAAGAGAUAAGUCGGGUGUUCUGUUCUGCCAGCAGCUGGUGAGGACCAUCAGUUCCUUCCACUGCUUUGCUAGCCAAGAGCAGGAACUGAGAGAGUAUGUUGGUCAGGUGACGAAAGUUAGCGCGCUGCUACAGAACAUCUGGAAGGCUGACCCAGCCACGCUGCUGCCCUCACUCCAGGAGGUCUUUGCUAUUAUCGCCUCUACAGACCCUUCCUUUGACCCAUCCAUUGCACUGGCCAGCCUGGUCCAGCAUAUCCCUGUCCAGAUGAUCACAGUGCUUAUCAAGAGCCUCACCACAGACCAGAACGUCAGAGACGCAAACAUGACUAAAGCACUCUGCAGGAUGAUUGACUGGUUAUCGUGGCCUCUUGCCCAACAUGUAGAUACCUGGGUCAUCGCUCUGCUGAAAGGCCUGGCUGCUGUUCAGAAGUUCACUAUCCUCAUAGAUGUCACUCUGCUUAAAAUUGAACUGGUAUUCAGUCGUCUGUGGUACCCCAUUGUGCGGCAGGGGGCGCUGGCCGUGCUCUCUCACAUGCUGCUGAGUUUCCAGCACUCUCCCGAGGCCUUCCAUUUGGUUGUUCCACAUGUAGUAGAUCUAGUUCAGUCCUUAAGGACAGAUGGGCUUCCCACUAGCAAAGCGUUCCUGCUGCAGUUCACUGAGCUCAUACACUGCAUGAUGUACCAGUACUCUGGCUUCCCUGACCUUUAUGACAACAUACUGGAGGCCAUCAAGGAUCUACCAAAAUCUGCAGAAGAGAAGAUCAAGCUGGUGUUGAAUCAAAGUGCCUGGACGUCUCAGUCCAACUCGUUUGCCUCUGGUCUGCUGAGGCAAGCUGGGAAGUCUGAGACGGGCAAAACGGGCUUAGUCAACUUGGGGAACACCUGCUACAUGAACAGCAUCAUCCAGACCCUUUUUAUGGCCACAGAUUUCAGGAGGCAUGUUUUAUCGUUGCAUCUAAAUGGUUCCAACACACUAAUGAAAAAGCUUCAGCUUCUCUUUGCUUUCCUCGCACACACUCAGAGGGCGGCCUAUGCUCCCAGAAACUUCUUGGAAGCGUCCCGCCCCCCCUGGUUCAACGUGGGUUCUCAGCAGGACUGUUCAGAGUACCUCAGAUUUCUUUUAGACAGGUUACACGAGGAGGAGAAAACCCUUCAGGCACUGGAUUCAGCUGAACCAAAAGCUGCCUCCCCAGCUGACACGAGCUCCAAAGACUCUGCAACAACGUCUGCUCAGGAAGACAAUGAACAGACCAUUUUGCCUCUAGCAGAGGCCAAACCUGGAGAUGACACAAGGACUUUGAUAGAAAAGAUGUUUGGAGGGAAGCUAAUCACGAGCAUUUGCUGUACGCUGUGCAACUGCAUCUCUGAGAAAGAAGAACCUUUUACAGACCUCUCUUUGGCCUUUUGUCCAGGUACCACUUUACAGGAUGGCCCUCAAACCCAGAGGCAAUCAGAAGAGCCCAAAGCUCUCUGUCAGGGAUCUGUCAAUGGUGGCAGUGAAGCUCCUGAGCCAGGCUCGGCCAAAGCUCCAGCUAGCAAUGCCCAUUUUGUGCCAGUAACAAAUGAGCCUCCUCUCUCCGUGCCUGACCUGGUGAAUUAUUUUCUGGCUCCGGAAAUCCUCGAUGGAGACAACGCCUAUUUCUGCGAGAAGUGUAGCUCCCUCCAGCGGGCAGAGAAGACCAUUAAAGUGGUGUCUGCCCCUGAGUACUUGAUUCUCACUUUGCUGCGAUUUUCAUAUGACGCCAAAUGCCAUGUCCGUAGGAAGAUUCUUGACAAUGUCACCAUCCCACCGCUGAUCAGACUUCCUGUACAUGACCCUUCCGUACCUACGCAGUGUUCUUCUUCUACCUCGUCUCCUCUGCAAGUGGAUUCUCCUGAGAGCAGCGAGAAUCUGGCCAAGAAACUCAAAUCGUCGCAACACGAUGAGGAAGAGGAGAAGGCAAGGAUAGAUGGAGCAGAGGAGAUGAGCAGGUCGAUUCAGUCGGUCCCCUAUGUCCUCAGCUCGGUCGUAAUACAUUCUGGUAUAUCGUCAGAGAGCGGCCACUAUUACUCUUAUGGUCGCAAUAUUAAUGGAACAGAUGGGGCACAGCAUCCAGACAACCAGUACGGCAUCAAAGAGGAUUUAGGGAACGCCCAGGCCGAGUCCAGCCUCUACACCUGCUCAGCUCCCUCGCUUCCACGUGAACAAAGCGAAACGCUGCCUAAUAGUAGCCAGGAGGCAAAAGAUUGGCUGCUCUUCAAUGAUAGCAGAGUAACGUUCACAUCUUUCCAAUCAGUGCAAAACAUUACUAAUCGCUUCCCCAAGGACACCGCUUAUGUGCUCAUGUACAGGAAACAGGAGCUACCAGGGCAAAGCUUAAAUGGGGGACUAAUGGCAAAUGGAAUGAGACUGAGUGCCGAGCCUCCUCUGCAGAAAGAACUACUGGAUGCUAUUAUCAAAGACAACAAGCUCUAUUUACAGGAGCAGGAGCUCAGCGCUCGGACCCAGGCUCUUCAGGCCCCGUCAUCCUCCUGCUCGUUCAGGCCCAACGGUUCAGAUGACAAUAACCCACCGGGGAGCUGCGGCCCAUCUGGAGGAGGAGGAGGAGGAGGCUUCAAUACCAUUAGUAGACUGGUCUUCUGAAAGAGAGAGAGAGAGAGAGAGAGAGAGAGAGGCAUAAAAAUGCUGCAGGAAAUCCAGAUGAACUGGUGCUAAGGGAGUUCUGGGCUCAUCCCACAGGACGUUGAAUCUUCUCACUAUGUAUAGCAAAGAAGGAGCACUGAAAUGAUCUAGCAACACACUUCAAAACUGGCUCUGAUUCUUGAUUUGAUUUUCUCUAAAUCUAAAAGUUUUGGUUAGUCCUCAUGUAUGAUUUUUCUUUAUUUAAUUUUGUGAUUUGAAAACAUUGUAAUCUCCUGUUAAUCCUACAAACGUCAAAACUCUGGGUGGCUAUUACUCACUGGUGCAAAUAUAUUUCUGUCUCAAAUGAAAGAAAUUUGGCAGGAUAUGAUUCAAUAUUAUACAAACGACUUCAGAUUAAUCUUCUAUUAAACGCUUUCUUCGAUAAAGCUCAUCUGUGUUUACCUCAUACACACACAUGCAUACAAGACGGAAGGCAUUCAUCUGUUGGAAACACAGAUUCUUUUAAUUUUUAUUUAUCAUACUUUUAGUUUUUACUUGCAGCUUAUUGUGAGCUGUGGUAUUUUAUUAUUGGGGAUAUUGUGCCUGGGAUCUGUACUCUGUUUCAUACAAGACAUGCAAUAAAUGUACAUAUGACUUCAAAUAAAAGAACUUCAAACUGA